This is a messenger RNA of Odontomachus brunneus, 5242 nucleotides long. RefSeq names its product probable multidrug resistance-associated protein lethal(2)03659. Gene Ontology annotation, molecular function: ATP binding; ATP hydrolysis activity; ABC-type transporter activity. The record is from RefSeq and is a predicted model, not a curated record. Gene Ontology annotation, cellular component: membrane. NCBI's taxonomy places the organism in Eukaryota, Metazoa, Arthropoda, Insecta, Hymenoptera, Formicidae. Bases 1106 to 5011 code for a protein of 1301 amino acids. Gene Ontology annotation, biological process: transmembrane transport. The transcript is spliced from 13 exons.
AUUCGUCCGAAAUAUCGCGGCCACGCCAUAAUUACAGCCUUCCUCUAACUUCUCUCGUUUUCGCGUAUUAUAGGAAGUUGUUAUAGUCUCGUGUAUUAUAGUCUCGUGUAUUAUAGUCUCGUUGUUCUUAUCAUACGGUAUUAUCAAAAGAUAUCAUUUAUAUAGUCAGUCAUUUCGAACUCACCGUAACUACAUGUUGUGUUUCGUCAGAUGAUACUUUCUUAAAAAAAAAAGGAGAAAGAAGAGAGAAUGUUCUUAGGGAACCAUGUGACAUUUGAGAGAUAUACCAUUAAGUGACUGACGCACCGAGUCAGCGCGCGACCAUUUAACAGUCAACAUCGCGAGUUAAUAUUAACAUUAAUAUUUUUACAAAUUAAUAUCUUUGUCGAAGGUAAAAGAGAGAGAAAGAGUGUGUGAGUGUGUGUACGCGUUUAAACCGCAUUGAGAUGAGUACAUUCCUUCAAGUGGAACGAAUUAAAUUAAUAGCGAGCGUUUGUAAGAGUCAACAACAGCUCGAGUAGACACGAGUGCUGCUUUUCAGUUGAACGAGCUAUUAUAUAUCGUGAUUCGACGAUCGAGAGGCUUAAAAAUAGCUGAAUGCGGCUGAUUUCGGCUGAACGAGGAAGACUUCUGAAGUUGAUUGAGAACAGAUAAGCGAUCUAAGAUUAACAAAUAACACUAAUUGUAUAUCUACUGAUUGUUAAUUGGUCAUUAAUGGUUUCGCGGAAAUGUCAACUUCGUAGGCCGUUCUCGGAUAAAAUGACGAAUAUGCAACUUCCGAGAAUAGCGAUAGUGAGAGAUCAAAUGCGUUAUCAAACAAUUUACAACCUCUGAAGCGUCCAACUAAUCACUCGGGUUUCUCGUCUGAUUGCCUCGCGUUGCCCCACAUUGCUUAACAGACUUGACAUACGAUAAGAAUGUAUAACAGUAGCGCGUACAAUAGAACGACGUGCAGUUGUGAUCGAACGUGUUGUCAGGUAGAUUGUGGGAGCUACUCGACCUGAUCGUUAACGUAACCGAGUUCGACAUAACAUGAAUAUGAUGUAAUACGCUUAUGAUGGAUAAUAGUUGAAGAUGAAAUAGAGCCCGCUCGAAAAUCAUCAUCAUGAUAAACGACGGUCACAAAAAAUACCCGAAAAAUCCGCGACAAAAUGCGAAUGUGAUCUCUCUCCUCACGUAUUGGUGGACUCGAAAAAUUUUUCGAGUUGGCUAUAAAAAGGAGUUGGAAGAGACCGACCUUUACGCUACACUUACGCAGGACAGGGCUAGUUAUCUAGGAGAACUUAUAGAUAAAGUUUGGCAAGCUGAAGUGAAGUCAUGUCAGAAAAGGAAUGGAUCUAAGAAGAAGGAUGUUUCGAAGCCGAAAUUAAUUAGAGCAUUGAUACGCUGCUUUGGAAAACCAUAUCUGCUAGUCGGAAUAGCGCUAGUGUUUAUGGAAUUAUUCUCCAGAAUAUAUCAACCGUUGUUGCUCGCUACUUUGCUGCGUUACUUUGAAAAGAGCAAAGAAGAAUGGAGCGACGAAGUGUAUUAUUGCGCGGCCGGUAUAAUUGUGCUGUCAAUCGUAGACGCUUUUAUUGUACAUUAUACUGUACAUUAUGCUAUGCAUUUAGGAUUAAAAGUCAAAAUCGCUUGCACCACACUCGUUUACCAAAAGAUAUUAAGACUCUCGAAUUCCGUGCUGGAUAGUGAAACGUCCGUCGGACAGAUGGUGAAUUUCCUGAGCAGCGAUAUCACUAGGUUGGAAACAUCCCUGAUAGAUCUGCAUUACAUUUGGAUUGCUCCUAUCCAAAUGGUAAUGAUCCUAUAUUUUAUGUUUCCGUUGGUUGGAUGGUCAGGCUUGCUAGGGAUGUCGGUACUUCUGCUGUUUAUACCUUUUGAAGCGUUCUUGGCGCGAAAGAUUAUACCUUUGACGCUUAAAAUGGCAGAGAGGUCGGACCACAGGCUUAGACUGAUGAACCAAGUGAUUGCUGGGCUGCAGGUGAUAAAAAUGUACGUUUGGGAAAUUCCUUUCGCCAAUCUCGUGGAAAAGGCGAGAAAACGUGAGAUGAACGUAAUAAAAAAGUUCUCCAUUCUGAAACAAUUGGCUCUCACUCUCGAUUGCUAUGUACCACGGCUCUGUCUCUUCGUCACAGUAUUGUCGUACGUUCUAUUCGGGAACUUUAUCAAUGCUGAGAAAGUGUAUCUAGUAACAGCGUACUUCAACGUUCUACGAAACUCGAUGAUUUUUGGGUUCGCAAUGGGUCUCCAUCAGCUGGUACAGGUACUGGUGAGUUCUCGUCGUCUAGAAAAAUUCAUGAUGCACGCCGAGAUCGUGAAAACUGCGAAGGAACCAUGCCAGAAGUCGACCAAAGAUCCGUUCGCGCUGCGCAUGAUUGAUGUCAAUGCCAAAUGGCAGGACGACGCUAAGGAGGACACGUUGUGCAAAAUAAAUUUAACUGUGCUCCCAGGGAGCUUCGUAGUCAUCGUCGGCCCUGUGGGUUCGAGUAAGAGUAGCUUGUUGCACGUGAUACUCCAAGAACUGCCGUUGGCAAGUGGAAGCAUCGAGAGUCACGGAAGGAUAAACUACGUCAGUCAACAGCCUUGGAUCUUCGCCUCAUCUGUCAAGCAAAACGUGCUAUUCGGUCAGGAGAUGGAUAAGUCGCGUUACGAUCGAGUGAUCAAGGUCUGCCAGAUGGAAUCAGACAUAAGCUCGUUCAGCCAUGGCGAUCGUACCAUCGUAGGCGAGAGAGGAAUAAAUCUUAGCGGUGGUCAACGUGCCAGGCUCAACCUGGCUCGGGCGAUCUAUAAGGAUGCCGAUAUCUACUUGCUGGACGAUCCACUCUCCGCUGUGGAUUCCCAUGUCAGCAGACGUAUCGUCGAUGAAUGCAUUUGCGGCUUUUUGAAGGAGAAAACGAGAAUCCUGGUGACACAUCAGUUACAAUAUCUACCACUGGCCGAUCAGAUUAUCGUAAUGACUAACGGCGGUAUCCAGCAAAAAGGUACAUUCAACGAACUGCAAGACAUGGGCCUCGACUUCAUGAAGCUAUUAAAGACGGUGGACGCGGAGGAUGAGGAGAUACAAAAGAAGAAAUCUGAGUUAACACAACGGCAGAUUUCGACGCGCGAGAUCAACACAAACGAGGACGCAGACUCGAUUGAUUCACCGGUUGAAACACGCGAAACAAUGGCGAAGGGUCGCAUGUCCGGCAGAGUGUUCUUCGCUUACUUCAAAGCGAGCAAGAGGCCCUACAUGAUCAUGCUGAUGAUGUUGGUCUUCUUGGUGAAUCAGAUAGUAUCUGGCGGUAGCGAUUACUUCAUCGCCUUCUGGGUGAACAUAGAAUCAAGUUCGUGGCGUAAGAACGACAAUGGUACGACAGAGUUUGUUUGGCAGGGUCCAUUGUCACGUGACGCCACAGUCUACGUCUAUAGCGCGAUGAUCGCGAUCAUCAUACUGCUGUGGCAGUUCCAAACAUUCGUAUAUUUUAGCGUAUGCAUGUGGUCCUCGAUAAAUCUGCAUUCCGACAUGUUUCGCAGCAUAAUGCGGGCCACCAUGUACUUUUAUAACACUAAUCCAGCUGGUCGCAUAUUAAACAGGUUUGCUAGGGACAUCAAUAUCGUCGACUUGAUGCUGUCAAUGUGCGUAUUCGACAUCAUAGUGAUCGGACUCGGGUUAAUCUCUGUAAUAGUGAUAGUCGUAGCGAUUACUCCAUGGUUAGCUAUACCCACUGUGGCUUGCGCCUGCAUCUUCAUCUUUUUCCGCACGAUAUACAUCUCCACCAGUCGCGCUGUUAAACGUCUGGAAGGGAUAACACGCUCGCCGAUUUUCGAUCAUCUCGGCGCAUCUCUGCAAGGCUUGACCACGAUCAGAGCUUUCAACGCGGAGAAGACAUUAGUGGCGGACUUGUGUAGACAUCAAGAUCUCAAUUCGUCCGCCUGCUUCCUCUUCUUGGCUACUUCUCGAACCUUCGGCUUCUACAUCGACUUAAUAUGCCAACUUUACAUCGGUGUGAUAAUCAUAGCCUUCACCAUGUUCGACAGCUUGGCCGUGGUGGGCAACAUCGGUCUGAUCCUCACGCAGAUCAUGUCGCUGACGAACACGUUGCAAUGGGGAAUCCGACAAACGGCCGAACUAGAGAGCCAGCUGACGUCGAUCGAAAGGAUCCUUGAGUACAGCAACUUGGAGGAAGAACCGAUGAUAGACAGCAAGCCGGAGACCAAGCCGCCGGACGAUUGGCCGAUGAAGGGUCUCGUAGAGUUCAAGAACGUGAAGCUAAGAUACAGCCAUCAUGACGAUUACAUUCUGCGAAACAUCAGUUUCACUGUGUUGCCCGAGGAGAAAAUCGGUAUCGUCGGUAGAACCGGUGCGGGCAAGUCGUCCUUGAUCAACGCGCUCUUCCGUUUAGCUUGCGUCGAAGGAGAGAUUUUUAUGGAUGGCAUCUCCACCGGCGCAAUCGCUCUGCACGACUUCCGCUCGAAGAUCAGUAUUAUUCCUCAAGAACCGUUCCUCUUCACUGGCAGUCUGCGACAAAACCUAGACCCCUUUGAUCAGUAUUCUGACGCAGUGCUGUGGCAGGCGCUCGAAGACGUUGAAAUGAAGGACACGAUCUCCGACUUGGCCGCAGGGCUGAACACCAAAGUCUCCGAUGAGGGAUCGAACUUCAGCGUCGGCCAAAGGCAGCUGCUGUGUCUCGCGCGUGCGAUUAUCAAGAACAAUCGGAUUAUGGUACUUGACGAGGCGACCGCCAAUAUCGAUCCUUACACGGAUUCUCUUAUCCAAAAAACAGUUAGGACGAAAUUCGUAAACUGUACUGUGUUCACUGUAGCUCAUCGGUUGAAUACUAUCAUGGACAGCGAUAGGAUAUUCGUGAUGGACGCUGGACAUCUCGUGGAAUUUGAUCAUCCUUACGUACUCUUACAACGGAAAGGACGUUUCUACAAUAUGGUACAGCAAACUGGUGCUGCGAUGGCCGAAAAUCUUAUGGAUAUAGCUGCGAAAAGUUUCUUUGAGAAGGAUAGACCACCAUCCAGAUAAUCACAGCUUUCAAUUAGAUGCCAAAUUUCCUAAAAUAUGUUUCCAUUAUUCAACUGUAGAAUCGUAUAAUUUGUCGCGUUUGUGACCUUUCAUUAUCACCGUGUGAUAAUGAAAUUUUUAAAUAAAUUUGACUUUUAUAUCUAUUUUAUAUGAAAAAUGUCUACAGUUUUCAAUCUUAUAAUACUAAUAUUUUUAUUCUUAUAAUAAUAAUAAUAAAUAUGCUAUAAAUUA